Molecule: messenger RNA, 4191 nt
Organism: Apodemus sylvaticus (European woodmouse)
Lineage: Eukaryota; Metazoa; Chordata; Mammalia; Rodentia; Muridae
Gene: Prr36
Product: proline rich 36
Exons: 5
Coding region: 23-3349 (1108 amino acids)
Source: RefSeq, a predicted model, not a curated record
UGUCUUCCUCAUUAGGUGAGGUAUGGACAAGAGGGAUAGGAUCAAAUCAGGAACUGCCCCGCGGAUGCCGGCUUCACGACCCCCUGGCCUUCUGACCCCUAGGCCUCCUUCUGGGUCCGCUCGACCUCCUCCCCCUGUAACCACUGCUGCCCUUCGAGUCUUGGAAGCAAAUGGAGCUGUGGGGCGAAGGCCUCUGGUGGAGCGAGCCCCAGGGGUCUGCAAAGCAGCUCUUCCACAGACCAGCAAGGCGGCUCUUCCACAGACCAGCAAGGCGGCUCUUCCACAGACCAGCAAAGCUGCUCUUCCACAGACCAGCAAAUCGGCUCUUCCACAGACCACUAUUCACGCGUCACUAGCACGCAGUGCUGGGGCAGGUCCUCGCAGCCCAGCCAACAGGUCCCCAUCUUCUGGGAAAGGAGAGCGGGCCCUAAUGAAGACCUCUGGCCAGGGCUCUAAUUCUAGCCCUGGGCAUGCCAGCAGUGCGAUUGCCAGACCAGGCCCUGUUGUCCAGAAGAGACUCCAACCUCCGACUAAGGAACCUGCGGUCCGAGGUAAAGCACCAGAGACGCCCAAAAGGAAUACUCUGACCUCUGGAACACGAAGAGUUUUGUCUGCAGAUUCUUUAGGGCCCACCUCAGGAGCCCCUUCCCCUGCCAUCACCCGUCGGUCAAGGGCCCCAGCUACAGAGGUGGGACUUCCUCAAUCAGCUCCCAGUACCAGACAGAGACCUCUGACCACCGAGGCACCCAGGAAACCUGUGAGCAGUGCUUCUGAACCCAGUGCCACGGAGCUGAGCCCAGCCAUUAGGAGGCGCUCUGUCGCUGGUGGCAGCCUGCAAAAGCCUGUCUCCCGUUCCCUGAUCCCCAGUGCUACUCCUCAGCUCUCCCCAUCCCGCUCCGGGGUCUCACCGCGUGUAACUCCACGGGCUCCUGGGCAUACCUCGCAGCUCAAGCCGAAAGGGCAGCAAGCCCUCCACCCAACCCAGACUACAGUCUCAAGGAAAACUAGGCCCUCUGGACAGAGCCCGAUUUCUGCUUCAUCUUUAGUCACGCCUGCUCCACCUGGUGCUUCCUCUGUCCAAGUCCCAGAUGAUCCCUUGCGGAACACACUCCCUCCCUCUCCACCCGCCACCCCGCCUCUGCCUGCUUCACUUCAACCACUCCAAGCACAAGCCUCUGCCCAGGCCAUGCCCCAUUCACAGUCUGGACACUGCUCCCCAUCACCUCCCCCUCUUUCUCUGCAGAACCUCCCCUCUCCACCAGCCACACCCCCUUUGCUAGCUCCACCCACAUGUCUGAGUACCGAAGAGGCACCUGACUCACCCCCACCAAGAGCUGCCUUCUCUCCAUCGCUCCCCCCCCUUAUAGAGAGUAAGACCCGCGAUCAGGCUUCAGCAUCGCUCCCUCUGGAGACUCUCUCGGCCACGCCUUCCUCACCUGCUCCUCUACCUCUAGCCACGCCUCCUCCACAACGCCUUCCUUCUCCGCCGAUUUCCCCGAUUUCCCCGCAGAAUUCGCCCACUGCCCUUGUCACACCCUCUCAGUUGCCUCUCUCCACUCUAACGACUCCCCCUUUCCAGGACAACCUUUCUGUGUCUCCUCCCCCUCCCCAGGCCACGCCCUCUAGUCGGACCACGCCGCCUUUGCAAGACCCUCUGCUUUUGGCCAUUUCUCCUCCCGUUUCUUCCUCUGCCUCCACCUCACCCCCGUCUCCCGUGGCCACGCCUCCUCCGAGGCGCCCUCCUUCUCCGACUUUGCCCACUUCACAGGCCUCUUUGUUGACCUGGCCGCCCGCUCCGGCCUCCUCGCCCCAACAGGCCACGCCUCCUCCUUUGGCCGUGUCCCCUCUAGCCACCCACGUCUCUAUGGGCUCGCAAUCUCUGCAGGCCUCGCCUUCUUCCUUGCCUGCCCCCCCUAUGCAGCCAGGCGCUGUCCCCUCGCCUCCUUGGCAGGCGCCUCCUGCCCCAUACCCUUUGCCUCCUUCCUCACCCUCUGCCUCCCCCCCUCUGCCGGCUCUUCUCUCCCCUCCUGCCUCGCCUCCUCUGGAGGGCCUUUUUGCUCCCUCAGCCUCACCUUCGUCUCCCUUGGCAACGCCCCCUCCAGAAGCCCCACCUUCGCUGGGCUCCCCCACUCUUUCGCCCCUGGCCACACCCCCUCCACAAGCCCCACCUCUGGACACACCCCCUCUGCAAGCCCCACUUCUGGCCACACCCCCUCUGCCAGCUUCCACCUCUUCCCUGGACACAGGCACGUGUUCGGCACAGGGUCCUCUCUUGGCUUUGCCUCCUCUGCACACUUCUCCUUCUCCGCUGACUCUACCCCCUCCGCAGACCCCACCUUCUCCGGCCUUGCCCUCGCUGCAGCCUCCCCGCUCCCCAUUGGCCACAGCCACACCCCCCUUACAGAUCCCCCUUGUGGUUCUACCUGCUUCACAGACCCCUCCUUCUCCCCUGACCACUCUCCCUCCGGGGCCCGCUCCUGGCCUGACCUCGCCCGUUGUUCAGCCUCCUUCUCCCCUGGCCUCGCCACCCCUGCAAGCCCCUCGUCGGCCCCCGACCCCGGGUCCAGAUGUCCCUAUCUCAGGGCCACGGCUGACCCUGGCGCUGGCCCCUGCCCCGCCGCUGCCACCCUCGCGAAGCCCGUCCAGUACGCUGAGCGGCCCGGACCUGGCAGGCCACAGCAGCAGCGCCACGAGCACACCGGAGGAGCUCCGCGGCUACGACAGCGGGCCCGAGGGCUGCGCCGCCAUCUCCCCGGCCCCGGACGCCGAGCUAGCUGCCUGCCACCCGGCCUCCUGGAGUCGAAGCUCUGCGCAGUCCUUAGCAGUGCGCGGCACUCCAGGAGUCUCCCUGCCGUGGCCUCCCACCGCUGGCUCGGGUUCCUCUGAGGGCCUGUGCACCAUCUACGAAGCUGAAGGACCAGAGUCGGUGGCCCCCACCCCUGGAUCCCUAGAUGUGGAGCCAGAACCGAGGCCUGGCUCUGGCAGCGCGAAGGUGACUGCUGCACCCUGCGCAGGAGCAUCCUCUAGAAGCCCAAAGUCCGCUCGCCUUGGCGAGCUGCCGCUGGGGGCGCUUCAGGCCAGCGUCGUGCAGCACUUGCUGAGCCGGACACUGCUGCUAGCGGCCGCAGACGGUGCAGCUGCGGGUAGCGAAGGCGGUUCAGGGGGUGGUGGUGUCCCGGGAGGAUCCCGGGCACCUCUCAGCGAUGCUGAAUUGGGCCGCUGGGCCGAAUUGCUGUCUCCUUUGGAUGAGUCGCGUGCCAGCAUCACUUCGGUCACUAGCUUCUCCCCAGAUGAUGUGGCCUCCCCACAGGGUGACUGGACUGUGGUGGAAGUGGAGACUUUUCAUUGAGCCAGACCCUAGCCCUGUCCACCAUACACAUACCAUGUUAAAAUCCACCCUUCUGGUUACACCUCUUUUGUCUUAGUUUCCACUCCCACUUCCUGCUACACUUGGGUGGAUUGGUUUUUACCUCUAGAGCCCCGUGUUUGGGUCCAGGCUGUACCCCUGUUCUUCCUUGGCUUAGUCUUGCACUGUACCCACACCACACUAGACCUAGGCCUUCCAUUUGAGCUUCUCCUCUUUGGCCUAGUGCACACCUUCUGUUCAGUGGACAACAGUUUACAUGCUGAAUGGUUUACAUGCUGGCACCUGUGCACUCUGCCACCUUGGGAGCUGGGAGACCGCAGAGGUAGUUGGAAGGGCCAGGCUACACUACGCCAGUGCUUAUGCCUGAGAAAGUCGGGGUUCUGGCUAAACUGCGUGACUUCUACAGACAUGGGGUAGUUUGUUCUCCUGGGCACCCCUUGCUACAGCACCUUUGUCCUGGGUGCACUCCUUCUCUUCCAUGCUUGAGAGGUGGACCUAAAAGAUGAACUCAGGUAGAGGGAUAGAGUCCUUGACUUCAUCUGGUACUUCUCCAUGAUGUGUAGUGGCAAGUUGACAAAGUGUAGAAAACACCCAAAAGAGGGGCCUCUUGACAUGCCUAUGGGGACCAACUUGCUUGGGCUGAGGCGGAAACACGCACCUGUUUUGGGUGGCACCAUUCCCUGGCUGGAGUUCUGGACUGUGUGAGCAGAGAUGUGGGCAGCAGUAUGCUUCCACUCCUCUUUUCCCUGAUUGUGGGUGCUGAGUGACCAGCUGCUUCCAGUUCCUAGUCCCGUGACUUCCCCAGGGACCGACGAUACCCUGGA